Molecule: messenger RNA, 2947 nt
Organism: Hypoxylon fragiforme
Lineage: Eukaryota; Fungi; Ascomycota; Sordariomycetes; Xylariales; Hypoxylaceae
Product: putative C6 transcription factor
Exons: 3
Coding region: 291-2846 (851 amino acids)
Biological process (GO): DNA-templated transcription; regulation of DNA-templated transcription
Cellular component (GO): nucleus
Molecular function (GO): zinc ion binding; DNA-binding transcription factor activity, RNA polymerase II-specific; DNA binding
Source: RefSeq, a predicted model, not a curated record
CCCCAAAACCUACCAAUUAUUAAACAGGAAACAGAGGAACAAGAAGGAAAGGAAAAAAAAAAAAAAGAGAAAAGAAAAGAAGAAGAAAAAAAGCCGAGGCAGUCAGCCUAAGACCGCAUCCCCUUCCACUCAUAUCAAAUCCUUCCACCCUCUACUCAUCAUUACCCCGAAGUUGGAAGGGCUGAGCUCGCGAUGCUGCCGCGUAUCAACCCCGAUCACCGAGUUGCAGAGCCCUAGCUGAAAGUUUGUUAUUGAUAAUUGCUGCUUAUUGCUAUUGAUCUACCGAGACAAUGAUGCAAGUUACUACGCAGUCUCAGAACGGCCAGCAGAACCACGUGUCACUACAUCACGGCAAGCAAGAGCCCGAUAGCGACGACGGUAAUAACGGCCUUCAGAGCGGAGAUGAGAAUGAGCAAGAUGAUGAUCUUGAACAUGACAGCCCCGGUGCCGUGCGCAAUGGGAAGCGCAAGAGGCCAAUCUCGGUCUCUUGCGAAACAUGCAAGCAAAGAAAGGUAAAAUGCGAUCGUGGGCAACCGUCCUGCGGUUGGUGCAGACGGAACUCAGUCUUCUGCGAAUAUCGCGAGCGUAAGAAGCCCGGUCUUAGAGCUGGAUAUGGCCGAGAGUUGGAACAGAGACUAGACAAGCUCGAGGAGAUAUUGAGGUCCCAUUCCGAGAUCCUUCAGAGUUCCUUCAUAAACCAUGCUCACCACAACCUGGCCCCAAGCGUGCGUAACAGUAACUCGAGCCUGCCAAGCGAUCAUGGGACUCCGCGCGAACCUACGUCGCUAUUUCGACCCACCGAAAACAUCAGGACUCCUCAAGCCGAAACUGCCUUGUUUUUACAAAAGCCUUCAACUUUUUCAACGGCAUCGCAGCAUGUCGACUUUGGAUUACCACCUCCUACCCCGUCUAUUCACUCCAUGCACGACGGCUACCAACCGCAAAUGCCCAUGGCCGGCAUAUCUCCUUCCAACCAGCUAGGGCCCAGUAUUCAACCAGGCCCAACGGCUCAGGAAUACUACGGCCAAUCUCGGCCGCAACAACAACCGCUUAGGUCACCGGGGAUGGGUGUUACUCAGGGCCAGACUCAAAUAACGUCAGAUCAAGAUCUCCCCCCUUACGACUUGCUGUAUGCCUUGGUGGAUUUAUAUUUCAAACACAUCAAUACUUGGUGUCCCAUUUUGCACAGGAAAUCCACGCUAGACUCGCUUUUUGGCUCAUCGACGUUGGACGACACCGACAAAGUGCUUUUGCAUUCGAUAGUUGCGGCUACUUUAAGGUACUCGACAGACCCAAGACUUACAGAAGAGAAAAGACGGCAUUAUCAUGAUGUCUCGAAGCAAAGAGUCCUACUUUUUGGAAUGGAGAACUCAUCGGUCAAGUCAUUGCAAGCCCUGGUUAUUCUAGCCCUGGAUUUAUGUGGAAGUAGUAAUGGUCCGCCAGGUUGGAACAUCAUGGCCUUGAUCACUCGAUCGGUCGUACAGCUAGGGUUAGCUGUGGAGAGCAACUCGCUUUCCAUUUCUCCCAACUAUGCGUCAAUAUAUACCCUAAGGGCUAUGGUUUUACCGGAGCCGAGGGAUUUUAUCGAAGAGGAGUCGAGGCGGAGGCUUUUUUGGAUGAUAUACCUCUUGGAUCGAUACGCUACGAUUGCUACCGCAUUUGACUUUGCUCUGAACGACAAGGAGAUUGAUCGGACACUGCCUUGCCGGGAUGAUUUGUGGAUUAAGAAUCAAAAAGUAGAAACGCGGCGGUUUUAUACACAGGACCACUCUCUGAACCAGCCAGAUGAGGCGAACAAGCCCGAGAACCUAGGGGCUUUCUCGUACUACAUUGAAAUUCUUGGCAUUCUUGCCAAAAUUCACGAGUUUUUGAAGCAGCCUGUUGAUAUCGGCGCACUAGGUGAUGUUGAACAGUGGCAGCUUCGGUACAAGGAACUUGAUAAUCUCCUUGCUUCUUGGAAGUUUGGUCUUCCUGGGGAGUACGGAAACAUGGCCAAACUUUUUCAACCGGGCGGUGGGAAGACGUUGAACUGCGGAUGGGUUAUGCUGCACGCUACUUAUCAUACUGCCGUGAUCCGCUUACAUUCGUCGGCUGCGUAUCCUACUACUAGAUCGCCUAUCUUCACACCGUCAUAUAGCGCAAGCCAGCGCUGUCUCGGAGCAGUGGAGAAUAUCGCGGCUUUGGGUGAAUUCGUGGUACAGAAUGGCAUGCUGAACAAGCUAGGACCUCCGUUCGCUUUCACGUUGUGGGUCGCCGCGCGGCUCUUACUCGUUCAUGGGUCGACGGUGGAACAUAAACUAGCACCGCAGAUCGCCUUCUUAGUUGAUACCCUUCGGGACAUGGGCAGGUAUUGGCCGGUAGCAGGAAGAUAUUGCCAGUUGCUCCAACGGGUUCUUGACGAGCAUAGCGACAGCGAGCGUGCCGUCGGUCAGACGGGAGAACGUGUCACGCCGUCUUCAGUAAAGAUACUCGCGGAUAUGAGGAGAACGGCAUACGACCUUGACUUCUUGAUAAGUCGACAGCCACGUCACCUGGCAGGGGCGCCGAGCCGUCGGCCGAGCAUAACGCCGGCUCGAACACCCGCGGCGAACGAUCUUGAAUACUUGGACGUUUUUGAUUUCUUCAACGUGCCGCGGCUCCCAUUUAGCCACGAGGCAUCGUCAGGCCCACCCAACCAGAACGAGAUGAACUCGUCGGAAAACGCGGCAGCCAAUAAUAACAACAACAAUAACACCAAUGGCAAUAACAACAACAACGGAAAUGAGAACGCAGCCACGAACGAAUUUAACAUAACGAAUUUUAUGGUGGACGCGAAUAGCGACUGGCUUUUUAAGCAGCCGAAUUAGGUGCUUAUGUAGGUGCCUAGGGGCCUAGACAUAUAGGUAGGUUAAGUUUCCAAGUCAUGUAGUAUAUAGCGAGAUUUAUUUCUUUCUGGAGAAGAAUUGCA